UUUGUAUGGAUUUAAUGAAACAGGGGACACAAUGUGAGAACAAUCCUGAAUGCAUUCAACAUGUAUCAAGUGGGCAGUCAGAUCUGCUUUAUCACAGAUGUUCUUUCUGCUGUCUUUUAUAUAAUUAACACAGAGGAAAUAUGAUUGCUUAAGCAUUUUAAAACCUGGGGGAAAGGCUGGGAUAGGGUGGGAGAGCAACUUGUAAGGUGGUAUUUUAAAAAUCUCCUAGGUGCUGCAGGACUGGCUGCCUUAUUCUUCCCAAGUGGUGUUUAGAGAAAAGUCAUGUGAGCUUGGAGGAGAAUGUGUGCAAGGACUGCCGGCAUAUACUGAGCUGUGUAGUGGGAGACAGAGUGUGAGUGAGAGACUGCUUGUACAAAGGUAAAGUGCAGGCUGCAGUUACAGCUUCUGCAGUCUUGGAGCUAAUACUUGUGAUCUGUCUUGGCAUCCUGGCUAUCCUUCAUUCCCAGGGCAUGUGAACCCUCCAGAUUCCCAAGAUAACAGUCAUCAAGAGAGAAAAGGAGAGGAUGCUUUUCAAAUUCUGAAAAUAUCUCCUGGGAGAUCCCACUGCUUUCAUUGAAUUUUACAAAAAGUGUAUUCAUCUGCUCCUGUCUCCUCUUCUCUACCUGGGCUGGAGGUGAAACCCUCCAUGGAAUCCCCAGUGUAUAUUUUUCGUGAGGAGCCGGGCCCUACCUGCUCCCCAGGACCUUGCCCACUACCUAGCAGCAGUAGCAGCAGCUGGCUUGUGGACUGGGCAGAAUAUGGCAACAAUAGUAGUGGUGCUUAUGAGGACUUACAGCAGAAUGACACGAACAUCUCCCCGGCUAUUCCCAUAAUCAUCACUGCAGUCUACUCCAUGGUCUUUGUGGUGGGCUUGGUUGGCAACUCUUUGGUCAUGUUUGUCAUCAUAAGGUACACAAAGAUGAAGACAGCAACCAAUAUCUACAUUUUUAAUCUGGCCCUAGCAGAUGCCCUAGUAACCACCACAAUGCCUUUCCAAAGUACUGAGUACUUAAUGAACUCGUGGCCAUUUGGGGAUGUGCUGUGUAAAAUAGUUAUUUCAAUUGACUACUAUAACAUGUUUACCAGCAUAUUCACACUGACCAUGAUGAGUGUUGAUCGAUACAUUGCUGUGUGUCACCCGGUGAAGGCUCUAGACUUCCGUACUCCCCUGAAGGCAAAGAUCAUCAACAUAUGUAUCUGGCUCUUAUCUUCAUCAGUUGGCAUAUCAGCCAUUGUCCUCGGAGGUACCAAAGUCAGGGAAGACACAGGCAGUACUGAGUGCUCUUUGCAGUUCCCAGAUGAAGAUUAUGCCUGGUGGGACACUUUUAUGAAAAUCUGUGUCUUUGUCUUUGCGUUUGUUAUCCCAGUGCUAAUCAUAGUCAUCUGCUAUACUCUGAUGAUUCUGCGCUUGAAGAGUGUGCGGCUCCUCUCUGGAUCUCGAGAGAAAGACCGAAACCUCCGUCGCAUCACUCGACUUGUUCUUGUCGUGGUUGCAGUUUUCAUUAUCUGCUGGACCCCAAUCCACAUUUUUGUCUUGGUCGAGGCCCUUGGAGACGUGUCACACAGCACUGCGGCCAUUUCCAGCUAUUAUUUCUGCAUAGCUUUGGGCUACACCAAUAGCAGUCUAAAUCCCAUCCUGUAUGCUUUCCUGGAUGAAAACUUCAAACGGUGUUUCAAAGAUUUCUGCUUUCCUUUUAAGAUGAAGACAGACAGACAAAGCACCAGCAGAGUCAGAAACACCGUUCAAGAUCCUGCUUAUUCCAGGGAGGCUGAUGGUACAAACAAGCCAGUAUGACUAGUCGUGGAAAUGUCAUCUUACUGUCCUCCUGGAAGAGAGGAAUCCAAUGAUCUUGGACUAACUCAAAUAACCACAGCAGUGUGAAAUGGACAAUAAUAGACCUAUUUGAUAUUGUGUAAGCUUUCUCAUAGUCUGAACGGGCAAUUGCUGAUAAUGAGGGUUUCAUCAGCCAUGUUUACUGAUGAUUAGUUUUUGGAUCAUAUUAAGAACAGAUUUUUGUACAUAGCACAAUAUCCAUUCUUGGCAAAAGACAGAAAACUUCUUCACAAUGCUGAUCUCUUUAUAGGAAGGGAAGGGUGAUAUUUUCCGCUUAUGACUCCUUGAUGCUCUUACUUAGAAUCCAUAUGGAUGCUAGCAUGUGGUUUUCAGAGAUUACUGUAAAAAAAUAAGGGGGGAGUAAGGAUUUUUACCGUUCAAAGAUCUUGUGCAAAAAUCUUGUUUUACUGUACUGUGUUACAAUGAACAGUCUCAAUUCUAAGCCAAAAUUUCCUUAUAUUCUUUGAGUAAGAAGCAUUUUCUGAUAAGUGUGUGAACCAUGUAGGAAAUUAAGGAAUCCAGCAUUCUACUGCAAACAUCUGGGAGGUGCUUUGGGUUAAUUUACAAAAUUGUGUUUUAUAUUAGGAGUGAGAAACCUGUGAUUCUCCAGAUCCAACUCAUACAAUCCUUGACUAUUGGCCAGGCUGGUUGGGGAUUGAUGGGAGUUGGUCCAACAACAUCUGGGGGGACUACAUGUCCCCCAUCUCUGCUUUAU
This is a messenger RNA of Podarcis raffonei (Aeolian wall lizard), 2549 nucleotides long. RefSeq names its product opioid receptor kappa 1 (gene OPRK1). The record is from RefSeq and is a predicted model, not a curated record. Gene Ontology annotation, biological process: sensory perception of pain; G protein-coupled opioid receptor signaling pathway; neuropeptide signaling pathway. Bases 647 to 1795 code for a protein of 382 amino acids. The transcript is spliced from 4 exons. Gene Ontology annotation, cellular component: neuron projection; membrane. Gene Ontology annotation, molecular function: neuropeptide binding; dynorphin receptor activity. NCBI's taxonomy places the organism in Eukaryota, Metazoa, Chordata, Lepidosauria, Squamata, Lacertidae.